AUGGCCAACCGACCUGCUUAUCAGCGACCGUUUCCAGAAAGGAUUAUCAAUGAAUAUCCUCUCCCAAGGAAUUACAGACCACCAGAUUUUCAUGCUUUUUCUGGAGAGGAUGGGUCCUCCACUAUAGAGCAUGUGGGGCGUUUUACAGCACAGUUAGGGGAAAUUGGUAACAAUCCUUUUUACAAGUUACAACUGUUUGGAUUGUCUUUAACUGGGACAACUUUUUCAUGGUUUGUAAGUCUGCCACCUGGGCAAAUACAAACCUGGGAAGGUUUAGAAAUGGUGUUUCAUGCUAGAUUUUUCAAUCCCCUGCCAACGGUUUCUCUGACUGAUUUUUUCGAAAUGAAACAAUAUCCGAAGGAAUCGGCAUCACAAUUUAUUGAGAGGGAUUUGGCAAGCCUCGCUUCCGAGGCUGGACGUUUAGAAUCUCUGUUCAGGGAAAGGGAUCAGAAUUUCAAGCACAAUAAAGGUCAACAUAUGGCUAGUAUGGAAACAGAGACAUAUGACUUUGAUUAUGAUCAAACAGAAGAGAUGGCGGUCGAAAUAAUUUUAGGGAAACCUUAUGUAUGCUCUAAGUUAAAGCCAGCACCAGGAACAGAAGCUAAAGGGCAACCGACUUUUGACAGUUCAAAGGCCGAUGAGAUAUUUGAUAUCAUGUUGACUGAUGAUCAGAUCCGAAUUCCAAAGGGACAGAGGUUGGCCACCAAGGAAGAAAUUAAAGGGAGGCCAUAUUGUAAGUGGCACAAUUCCUUCACGCAUUGUACAAGUCAGUGCACCUAUUUUCGAAAUGAGAUCCAAAAGGCUAUUAAGGCAGGACGGCUCAAGUAUAUCACUUUGCGAGUGGAGCAGUAA
Molecule: messenger RNA, 852 nt
Organism: Andrographis paniculata
Lineage: Eukaryota; Viridiplantae; Streptophyta; Magnoliopsida; Lamiales; Acanthaceae
Exons: 2
Coding region: 1-852 (283 amino acids)
Source: RefSeq, a predicted model, not a curated record